This is a messenger RNA of Dictyostelium purpureum, 332 nucleotides long. RefSeq lists its product as uncharacterized. The transcript has 3 exons. The coding region runs from base 22 to 303 and encodes 93 amino acids. The record is from RefSeq and is a predicted model, not a curated record. Gene Ontology annotation, biological process: cytoplasmic translation. Gene Ontology annotation, molecular function: structural constituent of ribosome. NCBI's taxonomy places the organism in Eukaryota, Evosea, Eumycetozoa, Dictyosteliales, Dictyosteliaceae. Gene Ontology annotation, cellular component: cytosolic large ribosomal subunit; ribosome.
UUGAUUUUUAGAAGAAAAGAAAUGGCCAAGUCAAAGAAUCACUCAACCCAUCACAAAAACAGAAAAGACCACAGAAAUGGUAUCAAAAAGCCAGUCGUCCACAAGAAAACUGGUUUCAAAGGUGUUGAAUUAAGUUUCGCCAGAAAUCAAAGAUAUGCCCGUAUCGGUACUGAAGUUAAAAGAUACGUUCGUGGUGAUUUACAAGAACAAAAACCACACAGAAACCCAAGACAACCAUUAAAGGCCAUCGUCGCUGCUGCUAAAUCCAAAUUAGCUGCCAAAAAAGCCACCGCCAAAAAAUAAAUAAAUAAUAAUAUUAAUUUAUAGGUUUU